This is a messenger RNA of Eutrema salsugineum, 1495 nucleotides long. Its product is annotated as polyadenylate-binding protein RBP45B. The transcript has 6 exons. The record is from RefSeq and is a predicted model, not a curated record. Gene Ontology annotation, cellular component: cytosol. Lineage: Eukaryota; Viridiplantae; Streptophyta; Magnoliopsida; Brassicales; Brassicaceae. Gene Ontology annotation, molecular function: mRNA binding. The coding region runs from base 110 to 1303 and encodes 397 amino acids.
AUCAUUAACCAUCGUAGCUGUUAUCUUCUUCCUCAUCACAACUUUCUACGGUCAGGGAUUGAAAAGAGUUGUCAAUCUUUAUUCUUCUUCUUCUUCUUAUUCUCCGAUCAUGAUGCAGCAGCCACCACCCGGAGGUAUUCUUCCGCAUCACGUUCCUCCUCCGUCUGCGCAACAGCAGUACGGUUACCAGCAACCGUCUCCUUACGGGAUGGCUGGAGCUGCUCCACCACCGCAGAUGUGGAAUCCGCAAGCGGCGGCGCCGCCAUCAAGUCAGCCCAUGACCGCCGACGAGAUCCGGACUCUUUGGAUCGGUGACUUGCAGUUUUGGAUGGAUGAGAAUUUCCUCUACAGUUGUUUUGCUCAUACCGGAGAGGUUGUUUCUGCUAAAGUCAUCCGUAACAAGCAAACUGCUCAGGUUGAAGGUUACGGAUUUAUUGAGUUUGUAUCUCAUGCUGCUGCUGAACGAGCUCUGCAAACAUACAACAACACUCCUGUCCCGGGCCUUCCGGAUCAGCUCUUUAGAUUGAACUGGGCCUCAUUAAGUUCAGGAGAUAAACGGGACGAUUCACCGGACUACACUAUAUUCGUCGGUGAUCUGGCCGCUGAUGUUACGGAUUAUAUCUUACUUGAGACGUUCAGAGCCGCUUAUCCUUCAGUUAAGGGUGCAAAGGUUGUUAUUGACAGAGCCACUGGGCGUACAAAGGGAUAUGGUUUUGUUAGGUUUUCUGAUGAGAGUGAACAGAUUCGUGCUAUGACGGAAAUGAACGGUGUUCCUUGUUCAACCAGGCCUAUGAGAAUUGGGCCAGCGGCUAACAAAAAAGGUGUAUCUAGUCAAAGAGAUUCAUACCAGAGCGCUGCUUCAGGGGUUCCAAGUGAUAAUGAUCCAAAUAACACAACUGUUUUUAUUGGUGGAUUAGAUCCCACUGUCACGGAUGAUCAUCUGAAGAACGUCUUUGGCCAAUAUGGUGAGAUUGUGCAUGUGAAAAUACCUGCGGGAAAGCGCUGUGGAUUCGUUCAGUUCUCCGAGAAAAGCUGUGCAGAGGAAGCUCUUAGAAUGUUGAAUGGAAUGCAAUUGGGUGGAACAACCGUCAGGCUUUCAUGGGGCCGAAGUCCUUCAUCGAAACAGGCAGUAGAUCCGAGUCAGUUUUAUUACAGCGGGUAUGGCCAAGGUCAGGAACAUUAUGGGUACUCAAUGCCGCAAGAUCCUAAUGCGUAUUACGGAGGCUACCCUGGCGGGUAUCAGCAGCCACCACAGGCUGGCCAGCAACCACCACAGCAGCAACAAGUCGGAUUCAGCUACUAGGUGGCGAGAGUAUUCUUAGCGUCGCUGUUUGUUGUUUGAGUACUUUUUCAUGAACGUGUUUCCAAACGCCUUUAUUUGUCUUUGUCUCUCUCUCUCUCUCUCUGUUUAGGAGAGUUUCUUUUGCUCAAAACCGAUACUAAAGGAGUGUGAAGACUGAAAAGCUUUACUCUUAAUAAUGUUUUCUUGCGAUGA